GAGUUCUGGCGAGGGGAUGGACUGGGCCUUCCGAGGGCUCCAGGCUGUGGCCCCGCUCGCGCCGUAUCUCCUCCCUCCGCGGUGCCCCGAUUGCAGCUGCGUGGCAGACUGCUCGGUGCCGACGGAGAUCGUCGGGCUGCUGGGCAGGCAACUCGACAGGUGCGGCCCGGAGCAAUUGACCUGCCCGGUCUGCCCAGGCUGCCCUGAGGUGCGCUGCCCGGCGCCGGGGCCAGCGCUGGGGGCCUUCGCCGCUGGAGCGGCUAUCGGCGCCCUGACCACCGCGCUCGUGGGGGCGGUCUGGAGGUUGCGCCGGCCGACGGCGCUGCAGGCGGGGCGGCCCGCGCUCGAGGACGACGAGCUGCUCUUGGCGCUGGACGCCGGCGGCCCAGCGGCCGCUCCGGCCAGCGAGGCGCAGGUCGCGAUCGACUUCUUCGACGACCCGAACGGGUUCCUCUUCCACGUUCGGGUGCUCCUCGUGCCGGCGGGGGCGGGCAAGUGGAUCUGGGUCACCCCGGACCACAGCGUGCAGUUCGGGGACCUCACCACGCACCGCGUGGUGCCGCUGCCUCGGAACUCGCCGUUCCCUCGCCGGCUGGCGGGCCAGCUGUAUGCGUUCGACCCGUUCGAGGAGGGCGAGCUCGAGGCCAUUCGGGAGCAGGCGGCGGCGCUGGCGGCUGUGCUCGGCAUCGACGUGCCGCGCGGAGCAGCGGCGGCCCCUCCCCGCUGGGUGGUGGCCGACCCCGCUCACCCGCAGUUCGGGCAGGUCAUCGACGCGGCGAUCAGCGGGGCCGAGGACAGGUUCGUGCGCCGUGGAGCUGUGGCAUUGGCGAUGCUGGACGGGAGCGACGACGACGGGAUCUUCACAGCUUGCGAGAACGUGCCGGAGGAGCGGCACCAGCUAUGGCUGGACGAGAAACACUCGGGGCCCGGUCGGGAUCCUCGGGUGUGUCCCCUCCGGCGGAUAGGACCAGGUGGGCCUCGACGUGCAACCUUGGAUCAGGCCAUCGAGGCGCACCGCCCGCAGGACGUCGGCGACUGGGUGUUCCGAGGGCCGAAGUCGCUGCCCGAGUUCCUGGACAGUGUACGCGCUUCGGGGCUGGGCAUCGCGGGCUACGCGAACCACUACAUCACCAGCAGUGGGGUGCCACCCGGCAGCGCCGCUGCGCACGAGAUCCGCCUUCUGCUCGAGGCCCUGCGGCACCUCAUCGAGUACGACCAGGUCGACGUCACGAAUCUUGCAGGGGCCGAGCUCAUCGCAAGGAGGAUCGUGCAGAUGCAGCGUGCCAUUCGGCGCGACCCGAAGCAUCCCAACUACUCGGGCUUAGAGGACAUGCUGGCCUCGGCGCUCGACGAGACAGGAGGGGUGGUCACCAGCAAGUUCGACGAAUGGGUCGCGCAGGAGCAGAAGACAAAGGCAGGGCUCCAGGUGGCCAAGGACCAGCUCUACGGCCGCCGCAUUUUUGUUCACAAUUUUGUCUCGAAGGGCACGUCGUCGGCCUUUCAGGAGCUUCUCAAGUCCAGCAACAUCUACUCCGAGGAGGGUCGGCUCACGGUUCGGCCCUUCGUUCAGGACAAGGUCUCCCUCUUGCAGGGCUCGGUGGAGCCUCGGGAGGCGCUCGACCUCGUCCCAGAUCACGUUCGACAAGUUUUGAUGGAACCCGAGAAGUUCCUGGAGCGGCACUCGGACGAGCUCGCAGACGAGCCCCACAUCGAGCCGUACUGGGAUCCUCUCUUGAACCCGAGGGUCCGCGCCAACCACCCGCGCCUGCUCGCGCUGCUGAAGCGCCUUGCCGACAUGGGGAUCGUGGUGGCCACUCGUCGGAAGAAGGCCACGGUGGGGCUGUUCUUUGUCGAGAAGAAAGGGGAUCGCCUCCGCGUGAUCGUGGGCGGCCGACAGCCCAACCAGUACCACCGGCUACCCCCACAGACCAGCAUGGCUUCAGUGGAGGCGCUCGCGUCGGUGCAGGUUGGGGCCGACUGGCGACGGCGCUGCUCGAUGAAGCCGGACGAGGCCGCCUUGUACGCGGCCACGGUCGACCUGAAGGACGGCUUCCACCAGUUCAAGAUUCCGCACCUGUCCGAGUGGUUCGUGUUCGACAUGCCCGGGGUCCAGGCGAAGGACCUAGGCGUACACCAGGUCUACGACGGCGACGCGAAGGCUUUCGUGGACGUCGCCCCGGACGACUACGUGUGGCCGGCCUACGGCGGACUGGCGAUGGGCUGGUCCUGGGCGCUGUGGAUCUGCCACGAGACGUUGGCGCAGGUGAUGCGAUCCUCGGCAGGUCCUCGCGACGCUAUGGUGCUGGACAAGGCGCCAGCGGCCCAGCUAGAGCCGGGGAUGGUCGGCGACUUACCUUACGUCGACAACGCCAACAUCAUUGGUAUCGAGCAGGACCUCGUGCAGGACCGACUCGAGCGCAUGACGGCGGCUCUCGACCAGCUAGGCUUGAAGUGGCACGAGAGGCAGGACGCAGGCAUCGAGGUCGAGAUCCUGGGCGUUAUCGUCGAUGGCGUGCAGGGCCUGGUUCGUCCCAAGCCGAAGCGCCUCUGGCGGCUGCACGGGGGCUUGACCUUUCUUCUGAGAUGGCGCAAGGCCGCGGGGUGGCAGAUCCGUGCUGUUCUGGGCCACCUGGUGUCCUUCUUCCAGCUGAUGAGGCCAGGGCUCUCGAUCUUCCGGGUCUUGUACGACUUUGUCCAGCAGGACCUCGGCGAGAUCCGCGAGUUGCCGACGGCCGCGCUGCACGAGCUGAAGAUCGCCAGGUCGCUGCUCUUCAUGGCGGUAGGACGCUGGGGGCUGCCCCCCUGCCCCGUCGCCUUCAUGACGGACGCCUCCAUGAAAGGCUACGCGCUCUUGGAGACCGAUGCGAGGCCCGGGGAGGUUCGCAAUCUCUGCCGCUUUCGGGAGCGAGCUCGCUUCAGCCGUCGAGAGAAGUUCGUGGAGCGCGAGCACGACGGCUUCAAGGGCUCCAUGGCGAUUGGCGACGCUGGCGAGGGCUGGUGGGACGGGCUGCUCGAGCGGAGCCGUGCUCGCGGGCCCGUGCCGGAACGCUGCCGAGUCGAGGUCGACUCUGGCUGGCGACCGCCGCCGCUACCCGACGACUUCGUCGACCCCGGGCGCUGGGAGCUGGUUGUUGCUGGGGCCUGGCGCGACGCGAGCCGCAUCCACGACUACGAGGCGCGCUGCGGGCUGAUGGGCCUGGCUCGAGCUGCCAGUCAUCCGCCGUACCACGACACGGAGCUCCUCUCCGCAGGGGACAACGUGGGCUCGGUCUUGGCCUUCGAGAAGGGCCGCGCGGCGAACAGGGAGCUCCUCUCACAAUGCCGACGGGCGGCCGCGCUGCAGCUGGCCUCCGGCAUCGUGUGGCGACAACGGCAUGUCGAGGGAGUGCGGAACGCAGCGGACUACAUGAGUCGGGCGGCGGACCGCGGGCUGUUGCAGCCCGGUCAGGUUGGACAGAGGCCUCGACGGGGCCGGCGCUUCUUCCUGGAGAUCUUCUCGGGCGAGGGGUACCUGACGGGGGCCAUCCUGGAGGCUGGGCUGCGUGCAGGGGUUCCCAUGGACCUCGUGAAGGGCCCGCAGUUCGACAUCACGGACCCGAAGGUCCAGAGGGUUGUCAUCGGGUGGAUCCGCUCCGGCGCUAUUUGGCUCAUGCAUCUUGCGACCCCGUGCACGCGGUGGUCGAUUGCACGCUCUUCGGGCACCGCAGAACCCGCGGGAGGGCUGGCCGCGGCGCGCUUCACAGUCCGCCUGAUCCAGGAGUGCCGGCGAUCUGGGGUCCACUUCACUCUCGAGAAUCCUCAGCGGUCGCGCCUCUGGACGUGGAGACCUCUGGCGAGGGCGCUUCGGGCGUCAGCUUCCACGUUUGUCGACCUGUGCCAGUGCCGCUUUGGGACGCCCUUUCAGAAGCCUACGAGGCUUGCGGCCUCCCACCCGCUGUUCGCCUCCCUGGCCCGCGAGUGCAGGUGCCGACGGCACUGCGAAGUUCUGCAGGGCAAGGUUUUGGUGAGGGGACGCUGGGAGUGGAAGACCAGUCUAGCUGCUGCCUAUCCGCCCAGCUUGUGCCGCGCCUAUGCCAGCGCCGCCCAGCUCAUGGCGCCCCCGGCGGCCGCAAGGCCAGACGGAGAGGCCUACCUCGAGCGCCGCUGGGAGCGACAGCUGGCGUCCGCGUGUGGCUGCUCCAGCGUCGCAGUCGACGCCCCGCGAUGCCCGCUCAGGUACCGGCUGCCGUGGCACGGCUGCCAGAGGCGCUGGGCAACCGCGGCGCGCUACUCUGACUGCGUGGAGGGGCUCCACGACUUCGUCGCCUGUAACGGCGGGAGCCUCUCGGACCCGCGGGCGGCCGACGCCACUCUGGAGCGCUACUUCGAGUCGCUCUUCCUCGGCGGCGAGGCCAAGGCCAACGCCCGAUGGUGCCUCUACGGGCUGGCCUGGCAGCAGGGCUGGGCGACCAAGGGCGACGCCUUCCCCAAGGCCAAGCAGGCUCUCAAAGGCUGGGACCGACUCGAACCACCUGGAAGCCGCGAGCCCGCGGUCUGGGAGGCAGUGCUGGCCGUCGCGGACGAUCUCAUCGGGCGCGACUUCCAGUCCACGCUUGCAGGAGCGCUGCUGCCCGUUGCUUUCGACGGCUACCUGCGACCGUCUGAGGCGCUGGGCCUGCGCGGUGCCGAUGUCUUGCGGCCGCCGCGCUCUGGACCCCAGAAGCUGUGGGCGGUGACAGUGGCCCCAGCGACACAGCCAAUUCCCUCGAAGACUAACACGUUCGAUGACACGGUCUUCUUGGGCAGUGCGGCCAAGGGCCAGGGCUUCGUGGGCAGCAUUCUCGAUAUCUUGCUGGCGCGUGCGGGCCCGGGACCGCUCUUUGCGGGCUUGACGCUAGCACAGCUGGAGGCCGCCGUGAACGCCGCCUGCCGCCGCCUGCAGCUGCCUGCGGCUUUCACGCCGCACUGCCUUCGUCAUGGCGGCGCCAGCCGAGACGCACUAGAGAAGUUCGAGGACCUGCGCUCAAUCCAGCGCCGAGGCCGCUGGAAGGCGCGGGAGAGCGUGCGUCGAUACGAGAAG
This is a messenger RNA of Prorocentrum cordatum, 5059 nucleotides long. NCBI's taxonomy places the organism in Eukaryota, Dinophyceae, Prorocentrales, Prorocentraceae. The record is from the annotation of a GenBank genome assembly.